CGGCCGCGCAGUGACGAGUACACACAGUCGCGACCGCUUGUGUGCCGCGCGCACCUGUCCGUCCACCGAACGCACGAAUAACGUGUAGGAAGUGCAGUGACUGCCCUUAUACUGUUCGAAAUUUAAAUUUGAUUUUCUAUAGGUAUCGCUGAGUGAUCGAAAACUCUUUUGUGUGCACGCGAAACCAUCACGUACAACAGAUUAAUUCGAGGUGACGGUGACACUUUCUCCAAAGCGCACGCGCCAUCUUCUCACGGUGAAACCGUGCGAAGAAAAUCCUGAGGAAAAUGCUCUUUGUCUCAACAGAUAAUAAGGUCCAAUGCGUCAGGUGACUGAGAACCAUGAGAGCAAGAACGCCGCCUCGAGCCCGGUUAAAAUCGGGAUACCUCGUGGUCUUUCUGUUAGCAGCUGUCUCUGCUAAUAGACCACCACGAUUCCUCAUUGAUGGCCAGUCGGAGAUAGUGGUGAGGUUGAAAGAGGGAGCUGAAACGCCCGUCGGUAGCCUAAUUUACCGGCUAAGGGGCGUUGACCCCGACGGAGAUACGCUACAGUUUGGAAUAAGGGACCAGCUGGGCAGUGAUAUAUUAAGAUUAGAAGCCAUUUCAUCCAACGAAGCUAACAUUUAUUUAGUUAAGGAAUUAGAUAGAGAGACACGAGAUGAAUAUUCAUUUGUAUUAACUUUAACUGAUGGAAAUUUGGGAGACGGGAACUUCAUCACUCAAAGCUUUCUGUUGUUAGUUGAAGAUGUAAACGACAACGAACCUAUAUUUAAACCUUAUCCCUCCGCAAUCACCGUGAAAGAAGGUGCACCACCGGGCAUAUUGACGACUGUUGAAGCUACAGAUCUUGAUGAAGGCGCUUAUGGACAAGUAUUAUAUCAUUUACAAGAACUAGACGGAGACGUUGAAAAUUUCUCUGUGCAAACUGUUAAUGGAAAAGGUGUUGUUCGAUUGACAAAUCAAUUAGAUUAUGAGCGUAAAUCCUUGUACCAGUUAAAGAUUUUAGCAGUGGACCGUGCUAAUCAAGGCCGAGUAAAUACUGGCACUGCAGCUAUAUUAAUAAAGGUACAGGACGUAGAAGACCAACCACCGGAGUUUGUUGUCGUGAGCCCAGUGACUCGUAUAAGCGAGGAUGCGCCUGUCGGGACGUCAGUACUUCAAGUGCGAGCAAUUGAUGGAGACCGAGGCAUCAACAAUCGCAUUUCCUAUAGUAUUAUAUCAGGUGGUGAAGAGCAUUUUGACAUUGACAGCAGCUCGGGAGUGGUGUAUACGGUCAAUGAUUUGGACAGAGAGGACCCCAAUAACAGCAAUGGAGCUUAUAUACUUGAAAUAUUGGCAACUGAAGAAUCACACACCGUUACACCACUGCCAACCGCUACCACGGAAGUAACAAUCAUAGUUACAGAUGUGAAUGACGAAACACCAACCUUCCGCAGUAAAAGAUAUGUGGGUGAAGUACUUGAGAAUGCACAGCAAAACACACCAAUCACAUUCCUUCAGGAUGGUAUUCCAGAAGUGUUUGAUUAUGACCAGGGUAAAAAUGGUACAUUCGAGCUAUACCUGAGCGGUGAUAAUGGUGUGUUUGAUGUAACACCAUUCAAAGGUAUCAAUGAGGCUUCAUUCCUAAUAAGAGUCAAUGAUGCCUCAUUCCUGGAUUAUGAGAAAGUUACUGUAAUGAACUUCAGUCUAGUCGCCAAAGAAAUUGUUACCAAAGAUCCCAAAAUGAGUGUUGUACCAAUUAUGUUACACAUUAGAGAUGAGAAUGACAACUUCCCAGAGUUUACGGAAUCAUUGUACACAGUGUCUAUACCAGAGAACAGUGGUGUUGGCACAACGGUAGCAUGGGUGCAAGCCUUAGAUGAUGACUCUGAUAACUACGGCACGAGGGGCAUUCGAUACACCAGCCUUGGAGGAAGUGUAGCUAAUCACUUAAACCUGAACCCAAUAUCAGGAGUGAUAACAGUAAAGCAAGCGGGCGGUGACUUCUUCGACCGAGAGUUAGUACAGCGUCAUUACCUUACCGUUGAGGCGAGGGAUGAUCUCGGCAAAGGCAACCGCAAUACAGCCCAACUAAUAAUAAACAUUGAAGAUGUGAAUGACAAUGCACCAAUGUUCUUGGCUAAUAAAUAUGAAGCCAGAUUGUUGGAGAAUGAAAAGGAAUUUGAAACGCCUUUGGUGUUGGAAGCAAGGGAUAUUGACUUGAAUGGUACAAAGAACAGUCAUAUAGAAUACACAAUCGUGGGGGGAGAUUAUAAAAACAAUUUCACGAUAGAUCCCAACCUCGGCAUCGUGACUCCAGUCAUUGGACUUGACUUUGAACAAAUACCAGGCGACAACACCAACAUACGGCCAAUACAUUUAACUGUACGAGCCCGGGACUUCGGCGAGCCGCCGCUAUCAUCAACGGUUCCUGUGACGAUAUACGUCCAAGACGUGAACGACCACGCGCCCAUGUUCACGCAGAUGGUGUACAAGCGGUCCAUACCGGAGGACAUGCCCGGAGGGACCAGCGUGUUAGAGGUGAAAGCCCGCGACGCGGAUGGCUCGUCUCCCAACAACAGGAUAGUGUACCGCAUACAGCGCGGCGCGAGCGAUAAGUUCGUCAUAGACUCGCGCACCGGAGUGGUGUCCGUCGCAAACGGAUCUACUCUGGACCCUGACAAGACUAAUCCGAAGAGCAACCGGUACACACUUACUGUGGUUGCGUUAGACGGUGGUAUAGGCGACCACCAACUAAGUGCAGCAGUUCUGGUCAACAUUAGCAUCGUUGAUGUGAACAAUAAACCGCCAGUUCUCGUCGAACCCGCCCCCGUUACUGUACGAGAAAAUAUACAGGUCGGUACUCCGAUAUUUCGCGCCCAAGCGCACGACCCUGACGACCAGCCAGUGUUACGGUAUGCCAUAGACAAAGCAGGCAGUGUGGCGCGGAACGAAGACGGUGUUCCCAUACCACUCUCUGAAUAUGACUAUCUGUCUCUAUGGGACUUGAAUGCUGUGGAUGGGACGCUGAGAGUUGUUAGAUUACUAGACCGUGAAAAAAUCGAAACUUUGAAGCUAAUGAUCACAGUGGAAGACAUGGCGGCUAUACAGGGUGGUCCGAAACAGACAGCCUCUGCCACACUCACUAUAGUAGUAGAUGAUGAAAAUGACAACAACCCUGUAUUCAGAAAGCCAUUCUAUAAAACGUCCAUUACUGAGAACUCUAAAAAUGGCGUGAACAUCGUCAAUGUUAUAGCUGAUGAUGCUGAUAAAAAUCGCACUAUGACUUAUUUUAUUGAAGGACGCGAAGAAUUGUUAAGCCUGGUGCACAUGGAAAGUAGUACAGGCGAGCUAGUGGUAGCAAAUAAAAUAGACCACGAGAUGUAUCCAUGGCUCAACUUGACAGUGAAGGCGGUUGAUAGUGGCGUGCCACCGCGAUACUCCGUCGUUGAUCUGUUCAUACAGGUAUUAGACGAAAACGACAACAAUCCAAUAUUCGAGUCGUCGUCGUUGGAGUACCGCGUGAGGGAAGACAUAGAGCCUGGCACCACGAUAGCGACCAUCGCGGCGAAGGAUGCUGACUCGGGAGAAUAUGGGAAAGUCACAUAUUUACUUGACAGGAUGUCUACACAGGGCAAGUUCCUUGUAAAUGCAGAUACUGGAGCACUGACUGUCGCCGACUGGCUGGACCGCGAGACCCAAGCCACGUAUAACCUAGUGAUCGAGGCGUGGGACAACUACCAAUUCGGAUAUCUCAGUGGAGAGAGCCGCAAUGCUUUUAAACAAAUCGUUGUCCACGUAGAAGACGUGAACGACAACCCACCGAUACUACACUUGCCGUCGGAUUGCACCACCAUCACCGAGUUCCACAACCACCGCGAGCCCAUCGCCUCCGUGUCCGCCACGGAUGCGGACGACAACGCCACGCCCAACGGACGCGUGCAGUUCCAUCUGGUGGCGGGGAAAGGACAUGAUUUAUUCCGUUUCGAGCAAGUGGGUGGCGAUGCGAACACAGGUCGCUUGUUCGCCCGACAGUCGCUCAAGGAUCGGUUCGGGAACUACUCGCUAGUGGUGGAGGCGCGGGACCUCGGCACGCCGCCCAACGUGGCGCGCGGCGAACUUCGACUCUGUGUCACUGACUUUAACGAUCAUGCGCCCGUGUUCGUGCAUCCGCCGCAAAAUGUCACCAUCAAGAUACCUGAGAACGCAACAGUGGGCACCGUGGUGGUGGAAGUGCGCGCCAUCGACGCGGACAUCGGACCCAACGGCGCCGUGCGGUACCGCGUGCGGCGCGACGCCUCCGCCGCCUGGCGCGCCUUCUCGCUGCACGCCGCCGCCGGCACGCUGCGCACCGCCGCGCCGCUCGACCGCGACAAGCAGACCACUUACCAGCUACGAAUCGAAGCCUACGACCUCGGCCUACCAACCCCGCUGAGUUCCGACCUCGACCUCACAAUAUACGUGCAGAACGUCGACAACUAUCGACCGCGCUUCCCCAUUAAGUAUUUAUAUGUGAACAUUACCGAGAAUGCAAAGGACAAAGGUGUAUACUUGCCAAGUGUUAUAGAGAGGGACGCGAUCGACCGCGGCGAUGAGCCAGUGCUUCCUGUGUGCUACUAUAUAGUCAGAGGCAAUGAGGAUAACACGUUUGAGUUGCAUAGAAGUACUCACAGAUUACUGCCCCUAAAACCACUUGACCGGGAGCUAAAGUCGAACUACACGCUAACUGUCCUAGCCACUGAGGACUGUGUAGUGACGCCUAAAUAUAGAGAUGACGUGGAUGCAAUAAGUGCAUUGUCCGUGCACGUCACAGUGAACGACGUCAACGACAACCCACCGAAGUUUGUUAACAAGAUAUUUACUGGAGGAAUUACUACUGAAGCUGAUUUUGGGAUAGAGUUUAUGCAUAUCAAGGCCAUAGAUUUAGAUGAAGGUGAGAAUGCAUUGGUGAGCUAUUAUUUAAUAGGCGAAGUGAAGGAGACGCUUACAGAAGGACUGGAAAAUUUAGCGGUAUCGCCUUUCUUAGUUAAUGUGAAAACAGGCGCGGUGUCGCUCAACUUCGAUCCACAGAAGGGGAUGAAGGGAUAUUUCGAUUUUAAGGUUUUAGCGAACGAUACAGGCGGGCUGCAAGACGAAGCACACGUUUUCAUUUAUUUGUUACGCGAGGAUCAACGCGUGCGUUUCGUUUUACGCGCGCAUCCGUCAGAAGUUCGAGACAAAAUACACGUGUUCAGGGAACAGCUGGCGAGGGUCACAGACUCGGUAGUCAAUGUUGACGACUUACGAGUGCACGAGAAUAAAGACGGAUCCGUGGAUAAUACUAAGUCGGAUUUGUAUUUGCACUUGGUCAACGGUCAAGAUCAUUCCGUCCUAGAAGUUGAACAAGUGUUGAAACUGGUCGAUAAGAAUAUUGAACGGUUGGAUGGACUUUUUAAGGAAUUCAACGUGCUGGACACGCAGCCGGCGGAGUACUCGCCGCUGCGCGCGGAGUCGCUGUCGUCGAAGCAGACGGUGUUCUGGCUGGUGUGGACGUCGCUGCUGCUGGCGGUGCUGCUGGUGCUGUCGGUGCUGGCGUGCGCGUCGCAGCGCGCCGACUACGCGCGCCGGCUCAAGGCCGCCACCGCCACCGCUUAUUCGUCACCGGCGCCGGGGGAGUCCGACAUGACCAUCCGCAGCUCUGGCGGACGUGUGCCUAACACAAACAAACACAGCACCAAGGGUUCAAAUCCUAUAUGGUUGCACGCGUAUGAAAACGACUGGUACAAGUCGGACGAUCAGCUGAGCCGCUCGGAAAGGGACUCGCUGGACGAAAACGCAGUGGACCAAGACUUAUCCAAUGAAAAGCCCUACUUCAUCACCACAGCAGGUUUCCCAUCCAUAGACUCUAACGAAACAGACCCCCAAACCAAUCAAGCCAAAUACGAUUUCUACCAACAAUUAGAACAGAUGAAAAACGCAAAAAAUAUGGAAACGACUGAAUUGUAAUCUUUAAUUUAAUUUAUAAUGUAGUUUAUGUGCCUUUUGUAAAUUGUGUACCUAUGUUUUUCAUUUUGUAUCAAGAUUUUUCAGUAAUAAACAGUAGUGUUUA
Manduca sexta (tobacco hornworm) is the source of this 6066-nucleotide messenger RNA. RefSeq names its product cadherin-23. The record is from RefSeq and is a predicted model, not a curated record. Lineage: Eukaryota; Metazoa; Arthropoda; Insecta; Lepidoptera; Sphingidae. The transcript has 28 exons. The coding region runs from base 342 to 5963 and encodes 1873 amino acids. Gene Ontology annotation, cellular component: cell-cell junction; plasma membrane. Gene Ontology annotation, biological process: homophilic cell-cell adhesion. Gene Ontology annotation, molecular function: calcium ion binding.